This is a messenger RNA of Protomyces lactucae-debilis, 3898 nucleotides long. RefSeq lists its product as uncharacterized. Gene Ontology annotation, cellular component: Lid2 complex. Bases 163 to 3846 code for a protein of 1227 amino acids. Gene Ontology annotation, biological process: histone catabolic process. NCBI's taxonomy places the organism in Eukaryota, Fungi, Ascomycota, Taphrinomycetes, Taphrinales, Protomycetaceae. The record is from RefSeq and is a predicted model, not a curated record. Gene Ontology annotation, molecular function: chromatin binding; ubiquitin-protein transferase activity. The transcript has 2 exons.
ACACACCACAAUACACACCGGAGCAGCCCUCCUCCUCAAAGGCUCCCCUGCAACAUACACACAAGAGCGAGAGAGGUGGUACCCAGCCAAAGGUCAUCUGCAUAGAGGCACAACACAGUCUUGUCCCUGCAUCUCGCUGCAGUCUUUAUAAAACUGGUAAAUAUGCAAGACCCACAGCAAGACUCGGUAACAAGCGUGCCCGCUGCUGGAUCCGCGCCCGCAAUAGAGACAGAGACCCUCCCGACGCUGGAUGCGGCGAUCGACUCUACGCGGCCCGAUACCGCCAUCACGGCUGUGUCUACGGACGCGUCUGCGAACAAUACACCCAGAGCCAACCCGCAUGCAACACGACACAAGGGUAAAGCGAGAAAGGUCUACACGGACGAUUUGGAUAUACCCUUACUACAAAAGACGCCCGUCAAGGCGAGUCAAGCGUCUAGCAAAGCUGCCUCUGUCACCGCAAGUGAUUCAAAGCCUGCGAAGCGGAAACGGUCGCCCACACAAAACAGCGGCGUCAAGGAGGCCACAAAAAAGAGUAAGCCGAGAGAUCGCAUCAAGCAAAUCAUGGUGGAUGGACAUGUACAAUACAGCUAUACGCUACCCAACGGUACUGUACUCAAGGCAAAUGACUGCAUCUACCUCGUGUGCGAACCACCCGGAGAACCCUACUACCUUGGCCGCAUCAUGGAGUUUACCAAAUUUGACUCUGAAUCGCAAGAUAUCAAUGGCGUGCGCGUCAACUGGUUCUAUCGCCCUCGCGACGUUCAACGGCAAAGUCAAGAUUCACGACUUGUCUAUGCAACCAUGCACUCAGACAUCUCACCACUCGGUUCUAUCCGUGGCAAGUGUCAAGUGGAGCAUCGACUACAAAUUAGCGAUGCGGACGAGUACCGCAGAAAGCCAGAUUGCUUCUACUAUGAAAAACUCUUUGACAAAUUUAUUCACCGCUACUACGAUGUCAUCCCCGUUGAGCAGGUUCUCAAUGUCCCGGAUUCUGUCAAGCGUGUAUUGCUUGAGCGUUGGCGUUAUGUUGUGGUUGAAAUGAAUCGUGGCAAGGAACUCGCUAUGGAGCAUCGCGCUUGUAAGCGAUGUAGCAAUUGGUGCUCAAGUAAAGAUUCUGUUCGUUGUGCGCUUUGCAAGUCAGACUACCACAUGCAAUGCGUACAGCCACCCAUGCCACGCAAGCCGAGUCGCGGGUUUGCGUGGACAUGUACGCCAUGUUCACGCGCUGAGCUCAAACGUAUGGAAGAGGCGCGUGCGCCCGAUAUUGGACUGUUGAAUAAAGUAGGUGGCAAGGAGCGUCUUGAGCUGGAAAUGAAGGAACGUCAAGAUCUAUGGACUGCCGCAGAAUUGGAGAAGGAGGAGAAGGAUGAGCACAUGCCUGAUGCAGACAAUCAAGAGACUUUUGUGCCACGCGAAAAGGCAAAGCCAGAGCAGUGGCCUUAUCGGUAUAUGGGUAUUCACUGCAACUUGGCAGAUGUGCUUGAUACAGACGAUCGCAUCUACCCUCGUGCAGCAUCGCGCAUUGGUCCAAGGCAUCAGUGUACGGUACAAGAAUGGCACGGACAUCCAAUCGAGUACUUUGAGCGCAACAAGCGAGCCAUCAAGCGGACACCUAAAGCAAUGAAGGGCAAGCGCUCUGAUGAGCGUGCUGCCGUUGAGCCCAUCGAGGAGACGGUUGAUGCCGCUGAUGCUGUUGACGCCGUUGAGGCCGUCGAGCCUGUUGACGAAACAGAGGCUAUUGACCCAGCUUCCAUGUUGCCCAGCGAACGUCCAGCGUGGAUGCAAGAAAAGCCUUCUGGCUAUCUUGCUCGCGGCGAAGGUAAAACCUCAGAGACCAUCUGGCUUCCCGAUCGUCUCCCGGACAAGGCGGUAGAUGCCUACCUCGCGAGCCUCAAGCCGCUUGCAGACAAGCUCAAAGUCAGCCAAAAUACACCGAAUCUGCUUGAUUUGGCACUCAAAGCACUGCUUGCCAAUCAGCUCGACUCUGAUGCAGCGCUAGAGUCCCUCAAGAAGCUGACCCGGCACAAGCUUGGUGAGCCUCAUUUUACGGCGGAGGACAAGUUCAAGUUUGGUGUGGCUGUGCGCAAGUAUGGUAGUGAGUUGCAUCAAGUCGCAGAAGAGAUUGGCAAGAGUGUGUCGGAGUGCGUGCGCUUUUACUACGCCUGGAAGAAGACGCCACAAGGACAAGACAACUGGGGCAAUUCAGAAGCGAGACGACCAAAGUCAGACAAGAUCCCGACAGUCAAGACGCGAGAAGUCCCCGUGACGGAGCUCGAAAAAAUUGCCGACAGCAGUGACGACAGUGCUUAUGACUCUGUCAAGGCAAUCAAAGUGAAAAAGGUGUUUGCCUGCAAAUUCUGUCAGACAUCAACGAGUGCACGUUGGCGCAGAGCACCUGGUACGACGAGCGGCAGUGGUGCAGUGACUGCAUUGUGUAAUCGGUGUGCAGAUCUAUGGCGACGCUAUGCUGUUCAAUGGGAGUCGCCUGAAGAAGUGUAUCGCAAAGUACACGAGCUGGGCGCCAAGUCAAAGAAGCGCAAGUUUGAGGAAGAGCUUCUCAAGGAAUUACCGCCUAAUGGCGAGAAGCCAGAGAAGCUGGUGCAAGCUGAACAAGAUACAAAAGUCGUCAAGAAGAUCAAGGUCAAGGAGCCAAAAAAGGAGCGCGCGCCAACACCAAUCUUGCCAGAUCCAUGCGAGGUAUGUUUGUCGAGCGAUGAAGCAGGCAUAGCCGUUUGUUGCAAGUGCAAGCUGCGUGUGCAUGCCUCUUGCUACGGCAUCCAAGAAGCAAGCGAUACUUGGACUUGCGAUGUUUGUUUGAAUGAGAGUACGCCCAUUGUCUCGACGACUUCUGCUUGUGUUUUGUGUCCAUCCAGCAAACGUGGGCCGUUGAAGCGCACUGCCGGCAAUCACUGGGCACACAUUACCUGUGCAACAUGGAUGCAGCAUGUCCGGUUUGCUGAUGUCAAGACACUGCAGCCUAUCGAAGGCAUUGGAGCGCUACCACUAACAAUCUGGGAAGCUACCUGUGCCAUCUGCUCCGUUCAGAAAGGUGCGUGCAUUGCGUGCGCAAGCUGUGCCAAGCCACUGCAUGUUGAGUGUGCAAAACAACACGCCUACCCCAUGGGCUUCGAGAUUCAACCCAUCAAGUCUUCACAAUCGCGUCGUGAGCAGCUCACGUUGAUUCGCAUUGGCAAUGAGUCUGGACUGAUGACGGCUGUGGUGUAUUGUCCAGAGCACGACCUACGACGCGCGGGAACAAUCCAUCCCAUGCAGACACCGACGUCCAAUGAGGGUGAAAUUGCACUGGCUGCGUAUAUUCGAACAUCCAAGUCGAGUGAUGCGCCACUUGCGCGCGCACCACGCAAGGGCGGUGUUGCCAAGAGUUUUGUUGGCAAUACCGCUCCACUUGUCAUUGCCAUGAAGACGGAAGAGCUUCGAAAGAAUGCAGCACAGGGUGCAACGGUGGUGGCAGUUGAAGCUGAUGCUCAACGGACGUGCAAGACGUGUGCUGUGACGGUGUCGCCCUUGUGGCAUGACGACGAUGCGGAUAGUUUGUGCCAUUUGUGUCAUUUCAAAAAGACGCAUCCGGGCGUGGUGGUGGAUAAGCCUGUGCCUGAAUGGAUCAAACCAGCUCAAGCAGAUGUGGUCGAGAGGCCGCCUGCGCAGCCGUCUGCUAUGGGCAAAGACGCGCAUCAGCCAUCGAUGGGACAGCCUGUUGAUCAGGCGGAUGAAUCGACGCACACUGCCGCAGCAGUACCUGAGCUUGUUUCAAGUUUGGCUCCUGGAGCCGUGCAACAGCCAGCAGAUAUAGACACGAGCAUGAUUGAUCCGAUGCUCCAGUGAGUCAACGACGCAUUCAUAGGUAGAGAGUCAUGAUAACUCUACUCUUGCUACU